Chiloscyllium plagiosum (whitespotted bambooshark) is the source of this 2059-nucleotide messenger RNA. Lineage: Eukaryota; Metazoa; Chordata; Chondrichthyes; Orectolobiformes; Hemiscylliidae. The record is from RefSeq and is a predicted model, not a curated record.
GAACAUGCUGACACACGUUUUAUUUGCGAAAACAGGAAACUGUGUGUCAUAGCUUACAGGACAGCGUCCAGAACAUCCUUACUGCAGUUUUGACGGAGAUCUGCUGUCAGACCUGUCACCGAUGCCAUGAUGCCAGCUUGGCAUUCAAACCUGGGCUGGCUCAUCUUUCUCUGCUUCCCAUUGAGGGGCAUAUUGAGUGUCUGUACCACCGAGAGUGACAGUGAGUGCAGGACUGUCAGCUUUGUGCCAGGGUCCCGCUUGGCUGGGGAUGGCUAUGAUGUGGUGACCCUGCAGCCCAAGGGUGCCUUUGUGAUCGAUGUGAACACCUGGCGCUUCACCAACGGGAGCUGUACCCUCUGCGACAAUGGGCAUCUCAGUAACGUGCGCCAGCGACUGCCCGUCUCACUGGUGGACUGGCGUACCAUGAGCUCCUGCCAGCGCUCGCUCUCCAGCCAGCUCUACCAUUCAGCUGCCAAACUGUCAGAGUCUGCCACAUCGGCCAUCACCAACGACUGGCAAGCUGACCUGCUCAUCCUACCCGAAAUGAGCACGCAAGUCAACUGGGUGCUGGCUGGCUCCAAGUCGAAGCUGGUGACUUUUGGCACGACCCAUUCCAAGAGGGAUCGCCACAGUUUCAGCAGUCACCAGUUCCAGUGCCUAUACUACCAGUACCGGGUGAAGGAGAACCCUAAACUGGCGCCGGAGUUUGCCAAUUCCAUCUCCCGACUCCCUGACAUCAUCAACGAUGACACCAUAUACUGGUACAGGAAGCUGGUGGCAACCUACGGCACCCAUUACAUCAAGGCAGUGGAGCUGGGUGGUAGCUUCAAAGACGUGACAGCUAUUCCAACAUGCCAAGUGGCAUCUAAGGGCUACACUGCUGAAGAGGUUAAGGACUGCCUGUCAAUGGAGGCCAGUGUCAUGGUGGGGUUAAUUGCAAGAGGCUCAUUUAGUGACCAGAAGUGCCGGCAGAUGGCACGUGCCAUGAAGCACCAUGAUAAUGUCUACCAGGCCUUCAGUGACCGGGAAGUGGAGUUGAAUGGGGGCCAGACCAAGCAGAGCGCUGACCUCUUGUUCAACAAGGAUGGCUCAGCGUUCACUCAAUGGAUGGUCACCCUACCCACCCACCCAGGCAUGGUGCGCUAUGCCCUCGCACCUCUCCACCACCUGCUUCCCAAGAAUGAUCCCAGGCAUAAGAACCUGAGGCGCUACAUCAGCUAUUACAUUGCAGUUAGUGCCCUCAACCAGCAAUGUGGGAUGGGGACACAGUGCCCACAUGGCUCUUACCGUGAUCCGCAUCAACCAUGCACAUGCAUGUGCCAUGAGGACAGUCACGUGGACCGGAACUGCUGUUCCAAAGAGAAGGGGCUGGGCCACCUGGUGGUCAUCGUCUUAAAGGGGCAGGGUCUCUGGGCGGACUACUUCUCUGCCGCUGACAGCUUUGUAGUGGUCAAGUAUGGCCAGAAGUCGAGCAGGACCUUUGUGAGCUAUGACAACAACAACCCCGUGUGGAACGAGAAACUGGACCUAGGUCACGUCAAUGCCGAGAGCAGUCAGAAUCUGAUCUUUGAGGUCUGGGAUGUGGAUGUCAAAUAUGAUGACCUCCUGGGCACUUGCAAGGACAGACUGACCUCUGGUGAGUACAUCAUCAACUGCCCCCUCCACUAUGGCUCUGUGAGCUUAUUCUACAGCUUCACCUGUGGCCCUCACCUGGAUGGCGAAACCUGUCAAUAUUAUAAACCUCGCCCUGCCAACUAGCCAAUCAGCAAUUAACUGGGCGUUGCAUUCAGCACCAUCCUUCUCAAUACGUUACUGCCAACCCUUUUGGAAACAACAAACCUCAUUGUGUAUUUUUCCUGAACCUAUCUAAUGAUAGCACCUUUCUCAGACUGCAUAAUGGCUACAUCAUCGUGGGAGGCUCAGUGCUAUUACAUCGAAAUACUUUGAAGGCUUUUUCCAACCAUGCAAGCAGCGCCCCACAUCAGGAGGUGCAACUAUGCUGUUUUCUAAGCAGAUUUUUUUAGUCUUAUAUUUUUUCAAUAAAUCCAACUCAACAGCA